AUGUUUCAGUUCGGAUUCAACAUGUUUCAUGAAAUAUCAAGACCUUUUAAUAUGACUUAUCGGUGCUUUUCUGUGUCUAUGUUACCAGGAAAUGAAAGGCAGGAUGUGGAAAGAGGAGGGAAAAUUAUAAUGCCUCCAUCAGCUCUGGAGCAACUCACCAGAUUGAGCAUUGAGUAUCCCAUGAUCUUUAAAUUGACAAACAAGAAGACUAAAAGGAUUACACACUGUGGUGUGUUAGAAUUUGUUGCAGAUGAAGGAAAAGUAUAUUUACCACAUUGGAUGAUGGCAAAUUUAGUACUUGAAGAAGGUGCAUUAUUACAAAUUGAAAGUGUCUCCCUGCCAGUAGCAACAUUUUCAAAGUUCCAGCCACUCUCUGAAGAUUUCUUAGAUAUCACUAACCCUAAAGCAGUACUUGAAAACUGCCUCAGAAAUUUCUCUUGCUUGACAACAGGUGAUGUGAUCGCCAUUAAAUAUAACUCAAAAGUCUAUGAAUUAUGCGUUCUAGAAACCAAACCGGGAAAUGCUGUGAUCAUUAUUGAAUGUGAUAUGAAUGUUGAGUUUGCUCCUCCUGUUGGUUACAAAGAAGAAGAACACAUUCCAAGAAGCGCCGAUGGCAACUCUGGACAAAGCAUGGACGAAGAUCCAGCUGUCAUGAUGCCAGAGCCUAGUGGCUUCGUAGCUUUUAGCGGUGAAGGCAACCGGCUUGAUGGCAAGAAAAAAAAACUCACCAGUGAAAGCGAGUCUGAAUCACAGAACACUCAAGCCAGACAAUCAUACGUGCGUGGAAUACCAGACUAUGAUUUUGUUAUCGGAACAUUAAGAUUUAUAAGAAACUCAAGGCCACCCAGCGCUAAAGAAGAAGCUCCUGCAGAACCAUUUCAAGCAUUUAAAGGAGAAGGGUUCACACUGCGUACUGCUAAGUCAAAGAACUAA
This is a messenger RNA of Parnassius apollo (apollo), 933 nucleotides long. The record is from the annotation of a GenBank genome assembly. NCBI's taxonomy places the organism in Eukaryota, Metazoa, Arthropoda, Insecta, Lepidoptera, Papilionidae.